Molecule: messenger RNA, 3916 nt
Organism: Mobula hypostoma (lesser devil ray)
Lineage: Eukaryota; Metazoa; Chordata; Chondrichthyes; Myliobatiformes; Myliobatidae
Product: probable E3 ubiquitin-protein ligase MID2
Exons: 11
Coding region: 375-2435 (686 amino acids)
Biological process (GO): protein localization to microtubule
Cellular component (GO): microtubule
Molecular function (GO): microtubule binding; zinc ion binding
Source: RefSeq, a predicted model, not a curated record
AUUUGCUGCUGAGUUUGAAGGGAGGGAGUUGUGUGGGUGACUAGAUUAGAGUGAAUGAGUAUAGUUUGAGAAGCUCUUGCACAGAGGGGCUGGAGCACAGGAAAGGGACAGGGCUCACCAAGUUGCUGUGAGCUAAGCAACGGAAGAGACGGAGGUACACAGAGGUAAACACAGACUGUUGACAUGGGCUGGGAACACUGCUGAAUAGAAGGCUGUUGUGGGAUGGAGUCAAGAACACCCAGAGCAAAGACCGAUCCACUAUUGAGGAGGUCCUUGAAGUGUUCUUCCCAGAGGGUGUGAAUGACUUUUCUGUUUCUGGUAGCUGACCAGCUUCCCUGGGUAACACUGAUAAUGCAAGAUUGCUUUGCCUGAAGAUGGAAACACUUGAAUCUGAAUUAACCUGCCCAAUUUGUCUGGAGUUAUUUGAAGACCCUCUGCUUUUGCCGUGUGCCCAUAGUUUGUGUUUCAAUUGUGCCCACCGAAUCCUCGUCUCUCACUGCACCUCCAACGAGACCAUCAAAUCAAUUGCUGCCUUCCAGUGUCCAACUUGCCGAUAUGUUAUAUCUCUGAACCACCGUGGCCUGGAGGGUUUGAAGCGGAAUAUAACUCUGCAGAACAUUAUUGAUCGCUUUCAGAAAGCUUCGCUGAGUGGACCCAGUUCCCCCAGUGAAUGCCGCCGUGAACGACUGUACAAGGAUCCCAUCACUAUGUCUUCAGAGAGGGUCCAGUGUCAGUUCUGUGAGCAAGAGCCACCACGGGAUGCAGUCAAGACCUGCGUGACCUGUGAGGUCUCCUACUGUGACCGUUGCCUCAGGGCCACCCACCCUAACAAAAAACCAUUUACUGGCCACCGGCUGAUAGAGCCAACCCCGGACUCCCACCUACGUGGCCUAAUGUGUCUGGAGCAUGAAGAUGAAAAGGUGAAUAUGUACUGUGUCACGGAUGAUCAGCUGAUCUGUGCCUUAUGCAAACUUGUAGGACGUCACCGGGAGCAUCAGGUUUCCUCACUGAGUGAUAGAUAUGACAAGCUUAAGCAAGCGUUGGAAGCUAACCUUACGAACCUUGUGAAGAGGAAUACCGAGCUGGAGUCACAGAUGGGUAGACUCAUUCAGAUCUGCCAACAAGUGGAGGUAAACACUGCAAUACAAGAGAACAAGCUGAAAGAGGAAUGCGAUGAGCUGAUGGACAUUAUCAGACAAAGGAAACAGAUCAUUGCUGUGAAAAUAAAAGAAGGGAAGGUUAUGAAGUUGAGGAAACUAGCACAGCAGAUAGCAAACUGCCGGCAGUGCUUGGAGCGGUCAGGGUCUCUCAUCAAUCAAGCGGAGCAAAGCCUGAAGGAAAACGAUCAUGCGCGUUUCUUACAAACAGCAAAAAAUGUAACAGAAAGGGUUGCUAUGGCAACAGCAUCGUCUCAAGUCCUAAUCCCAGAUAUCAAUUUGAAUGAAGCUUUUGAAAACUUUACUCUGGAUUUUACAAGAGAAAAGAAGUUACUAGAAAGCCUCGACUAUCUCACAGCCCCAAAUCCUCCAAGCAUUCGAGAAGAACUUUGCACAGCAUCACAUGAUACCAUUACUGUCCAUUGGACUUCAGAAGAUGAAUUCAGCAUUGUCUCCUAUGAGCUACAGUAUACAAUCUUCACAGGACAAGCAAACUUUAUCAGUUUGUACAAUUCUGUUGAUAGUUGGAUGAUCGUCCCCAACAUCAAACAAAACCAUUACACAGUGCAUGGACUACAGACUGGAACCAGGUAUAUCUUUGUUGUGAAGGCAAUCAACCAGGCUGGCAGUCGUAUCAGUGAACCUGCUAGAUUGAAGACCAAUAGUCAACCCUUCAAGUUGGAUCCCAAAACUGCUCACAAGAAAUUAAAGCUGUCCAAUGAUGGCCUCUCAAUGGAACGGGACGAAAAUUCCAUGAAGAAGAGCCAUACACCUGAACGCUUUAGCAGCCAGGGCAGCUACGGUGCAAUGGGAAAUGUGUUCAUUGACAGUGGGUGCCAUUACUGGGAGGUUCUACUUGGAGCAUGCACAUGGUAUUCCAUUGGUAUUUCAUAUAAAUCGACCCCGAAAAAUGAAUGGAAUGGGAAGAAUUCUUCAUCGUGGGUGUUCUCUCGAUGCAAUAACAACUUUGCUGUCAGACACAGUGGCAAAGAGAUGUCAGUGGAUGCCAGCCACCAGCUGAGGAGACUUGGUGUCCUACUUGACUAUGAUGGUAACACACUAUCAUUCUAUGAUGCGAUGAACACACAUCAUCUGCACACAUUCGACAUAUCUUUUGUUCUGCCUGUAUGCCCCACGUUUACAAUCUGGAACAAGUCAAUAAUGAUCCUGACAGGGCUUCCUGUUCCAGACCCAUUGGACUGCUUAGAACAGCAGCAGGAGUGUAUUUGCAGACCACAGGAAUCUCCGUAUAUGUCAGGAAUAAAAGUCAAUCAGUAAAAGGCCAGACUGAAGUUGGCCCUCCAAUCCAUCCACGAUUCCUCAGUCCUCCAAAAUGGAAGAAAAAAAUCAUGUAGCUAUUCCAAACAGGGCUGGACUAUGCAUUGUGCCCUCUCACGAUAGCACAGAAGCCGCCUUACACAAAAGUGACUACUAUUGUAUUGAAUUUAUAAAUUAUUUAUGUUGAAUUAUGUUUGCAGAUUAUCAUUGGAGAGAUAUUGUAUUCCAAAUGCACUUUCAAGACAUGCUUUAAAAAUUAUGAAAAGCUGUUUUUAAGUCAAAGAUGGAAGAUAUAUAAAGUAGAUCUGAAGAUGUGGUUUCCUCAGUUUCUAGACAUUCUUGCAUAGUACAUUAGAUCCACCUGGUUUCCAGACACUGGCACAAAUUGUUGUUCUUGCUUGCUGAGAGAAUCAUCUGCAGCACUGAAUGAAGCUUCUGGCUGAGGAAGGUGAAGGAUGCUGCUCUUCACGUGUCACUCAGCAGCAGAACUAUUGCCACAAUCAGGAGCUGCUGCAGGAUGACAGAUAAAGUUUCCAGAAGACAGGCAUUUUCAGAGAAUGCCUAGGAGCAGAUCAAGUCAUCCUAAUAUACUCCAUAAAUCCAUUAUCUUGUCGUCUUUGUAUUGUUUGUGAUUGAAGAGAAGCAGUUCAAGGAAUUGUACAGGAGCCACACUGAUGCUAUGGAAUUUUAACUGUGUAUGUAUAAAUGUUAUAAAUAUUUAAAGAAAACUGGCUGAUUUCACCCACUUGAAAAGAGAGCUCAUUUUCCAAGUUUGUGAUAAUUUUGAAAAUUACAAAAUACUGAUGACACAUAGAAAUGACUGUUUAAAACUGCAGAGCAAUGUCUUUAAUGUGAAGCCCUUUAAGAUUCUUGUUGAUUGAUUAUUACACACACAAUACACCUCACACUUAUCCAGCUUCCCACUACCGCACUCACUAUUGUUGCACAGAGAAUUUUAUGAGCAUCUGUCUCCAUGUCAGAGAUGGAAAGACAAGCUCCUAUCUCUUGUGAUGCACAAUACAGCUAGGAGAACAAGAUUCAUAUUUCAUUUUGAAUGAUUAAAGUCAAAUGCGUACUGAAACUCUGAAAUACCACAUGCAUUUUCCAUGCAAGUACUCAGUGAUCCACGUAAUAGCUCACAGGAAGAAAACAACCUCAUCUUAAACCUAGUGGCAGCUAAUGUGACUUUAACUAGAGUUAGCCUUCAAAUCAACAUUAUAAAAUAGUCAUGGAAGUGCAGAGAUUUACUCCCGUGCUAUGGAAGCAAAAUAAAAAGAAAAUUUUCCCUGUAAUGUAUAGAACGCAGAACUGUACGGAUCAGGAACAGACACUUCAGCCUACAAUAUUGUUCCAAACUAGAUUAGUAUCAAAUGUACAAGUAUUGAUUUGAUUUGAUAUGAACUAUAAAUUGAUCAUUGAUGAUUGCCUGGAUAAUGUCCGUAUCAUUACAUUUCUGGCACAUUAAAUGCCUCUAUUGUAUU